Penicillium paradoxum is the source of this 3276-nucleotide messenger RNA. RefSeq lists its product as uncharacterized. Bases 1 to 3276 code for a protein of 1091 amino acids. The record is from RefSeq and is a predicted model, not a curated record. The transcript has 3 exons. NCBI's taxonomy places the organism in Eukaryota, Fungi, Ascomycota, Eurotiomycetes, Eurotiales, Aspergillaceae. Gene Ontology annotation, molecular function: nucleotidyltransferase activity. Gene Ontology annotation, biological process: RNA 3'-end processing.
AUGGUCGCAAACAUCGAUGGGAAUGCGAAGUGUUCCCACCACGGUGACGUCGCCUCGAUAGCGUCGGCGCAACCUUCCACCAUGGCAUGGAUGCCGCAAUCCGAUGUGCCACGAUCCGCCGUGCCUGAGACUGCCAUUCGGCCUCCAUUGACCUCGCACCAAUCUAAUUCCCUUCCUUCCACCCCAUAUCAACAUGCGCGCAACCUUUCGUUCCACUCCCGGUCGCCGUCCCCCGCCCGCGGAAGCACCUCCCCUCGAUCCACCCACUCCGAGGCCACACAUCUCCCCCCCUUCACUCGAAAACCUCUCGGGGGCUGUAAAUAUGAGACUGCCAUGGCGUAUUUUCGACGACGGAUACCGUACAGUCUGGGGGCAGAUAUAUUGCCGGAGGAGAAAGAGGGAUUGAAGGAGCAGCUCGAUCCAGACGAGGAGAAAAAAUUGUCGGCUGAUAUCAUGGAUCUAUACGAUCGAUUAUUACCAUCUGCAGAGAGUGAUGAUCGACGACGACAGCUCGUUCGGAAAUUGGAAAAACUUUUCAACGACCAAUGGCCCGGUCACAAUAUCAAGGCGAAUAUCUUUGGCUCGUCGGGGAACAAGCUUUGUUCUAGCGACUCGGAUGUGGACAUUUGCAUCACGACCAACUACAAGGAAUUGGAACAUGUGUGUCUGUUGGCUGAGGUGUUGGCAAAACAUGGUAUGCAACGGGUGGUGUGUGUGUCACAUGCGAAAGUUCCCAUUGUAAAGAUCUGGGAUCCGGAGCUUCGAUUAGCCUGUGACAUGAAUGUCAAUAAUACCUUGGCGCUAGAAAACACUCGAAUGAUACGGACGUAUGUCGAGGUGGACGAACGGGUGCGGCCAUUGGCGAUGGCCAUUAAGUACUGGACGAAGCGACGGAUUUUGAAUGACGCAGCGCUCGGAGGAACCCUAAGUUCGUACACCUGGAUCUGUUUGAUUAUUAGUUUCCUGCAGACAAGGGACCCUCCGGUUCUCCCAAGUUUGCAAGCGCGUCCUCACAAGAAAAGAAUGACUCACGACGGAUUGGUCUGUUCGUUUGAUGACGAUCUGAAGACACUGUCGCAAUUUGGCCGCAAGAAUAAGCAAUCAGUUGGCGAGUUGCUCUUUCAAUUUUUCCGGUAUUACGGACACGAACUUGAUUACGAGAAGAACGUCAUCUCCGUACGUGACGGCGUUUUGCUCAACAAAGAGGCUAAGGGCUGGCACCUGCUGAUGAACAACCGACUGUGCGUGGAGGAGCCGUUCAACACGGGGCGAAACCUGGGCAACACCGCAGAUGACACUUCAUUCCGAGGGUUACAUUUGGAGUUGCGAAGGGCUUUCAAGUGCAUUGCAAAAGGCGAUCUAGAAGAGUGUUGUGAGCAGUUUGAGUUCCCACCAGAAGAGGAACGGACUUGGGAACGACCACCACCUCAACCACGUCCAACUCUUACCCCUUCCCUUCCAUCCCGAGGUGGACGGGGAGGAAAUCGAGGAGGCAGAUAUAACAAUCAGUUCUCUCGGGGUGGGCUCGCUGGUGGGCGACGACAGUCCAACACCGGGAAUAAAUCAAAUUUCCGGCAGCAAAACACGGGCAAUGCAACGGAAAUUUCGCUGCAUGCGCAGCAACAGGCCCAGUACCUCUUACAUGAUCAAUUGUAUCAGCAAAUCCAGCUUCUGCAAGCGCAGGAGCAAGAACUGCGGAUGCAACUGCACAAUCAAGCAUUGAUCACUGGGAGGCCACCACCGGUGUUCAUCCGCCAGCCUUUCAUCCAAUUCCCCGUUCCUCAACAACAGGAGUUCCCAGAAGAGACCUCACGGCCAAGAUCAGGAACAGGAACAGGAACAGCAAGCCACGCAACUCUUAGCCCCACACAACGACAGCAAACAAUUUAUAAUCCAAGUUAUGCCGCAGUGGGUGCUGCUAGCUCUCAAGCGAUUACUGCCAACCCUCCCUCGCCAUCUGCCGUUAGUGCUUUGCCUGAUACUCGUCGCAAUUCUCGACGAUUGUCCGCUGCCAACGGAUCCCCAAAGUCUCUUCGGGCGCAUUCACAACCUGCCCGGCCCCAGGGCUCACCUCUUCCCAACUAUAUCCCCCUUUAUACCAUGCCGCAACCCACGGAGAACUGGUCAAAACAGAGGCCAGCCACCGAGUCAAUAGAAGGCGCAGAAGGCAGUGGAGAUGAGAACGUCUUGCGAUCGAACAGUCUUGCCAGCAAUGGAUCUCGCUCAAAUUCCGUGGAUGAGAACCGGCAGCAAGAUGUUUUGGGUUAUUAUAUAACUCCUCAACAACUUCAGGCCUUCCAGCAAGGUUCCAUGCUCCCGCCAUUAGCCACACAGAUGGGUGUGGUCUCGAAUGGAUAUUCGUUUAUUCCUCUUCGACAAGAUUACCGCCCUGGAUCGUUCUCAUCAGACACGGCUCGCUCUGAGAACACCCCAAUUUCCAAGCCUCCGUCGCAACCGGCCCAAUCUGCUCCACGCCCAGCUGCACCUGGUCCCUUGAUUGUUGAUGGUUCGGUGCGCCCGAGUGAGCCCCGCUCAUCAUAUGCGUCUGACUUGAUUGAUCCUUACUCUGCGGUUAGUCAUUAUACGUCCUCAGAUGACCACAACAUGAACACACCUGCAAGCUUCUCCGAUUCCUUGUCACAAGAUUACCAGGACUCUGGGUCCUUCGACUUGGAACAUUCGACUGUCUAUACUCGGCCGUCUAUGGAAACACAACAAUCAAAUGGUGCGAAUGCGGAAAAGCAGUCAGAUAUCAACGGCCAAACCGAACUUCUCGCUAGCCGGCUGCAGAAUUACCAUCUUUCAAAUUCGGAGAAAAUUGUGCAACAACCUGCCAAGACAAGUCCAGAUCGACCACGGAAUGGCAUGGCACAAGCCACAGCAAAGGAAGGCGGUCACACCAGGAACACAGGGCAGACAGCCGACAAAGCUACUGCCUCUGGACCGAAUGAGAUCCGCCAUCAAUCGACCAACUCAAAGCGACGGACAAACGGAGACCAUUCCGAGAAGGCUAACGGUGUUAAUGGCAAGAAUAAGCCUAAAGGCCAAGGCCGACAGGAUCCCCACAAUGCUGCGCCGGGCUCGAAAGAUCGACACACAGACCCGCCUCGGAGAUCAGGCGGACAGGCUAAUGGUGUGAACGAUAGCAGCCAUGGAUGGCAAACAACCAAGAAGAAGGGCCGCAAAAACACCAAGUCCUCAACAGAGUCUCGAACUGGGAUCAACGGUGGCCCUGAGCUUGUUCCAGCCGAUGAAUCUUUGCGAAAAGGAGGUUGA